AUGGAAAACAUUGACUGGACCAAGGGCGUUGUUUUUUUGCAAGAUGGUGUUAUAUACUGUUCUCCAAAUAGUGAACGAGUUGUUGUUAUGCCUGGUGAAGAUGAGAGGCCCACGUUGAGGCACUUUGAACCUGUGAUGACAGCAGACGUGUCCGAUCCAGCGUAUAUUCCUCCCCGUUACAACCUAGAUCUCGCCAACUACAGACAGCCUGUUCGAUGGGAGGACAGCUAUGGAUGGCUAUCAUUCGUGCCUUUAACCCCAACUUUUCUGGCCACACCGUUUGAACCACUAUGCUGGGCACCGAAGCUGAUUAAAACUGAUAAAACAUGGGGAAUGAACGAAGCAGACCGAGACAAAUGGGACAUGUGUGAACGGCGUAUAGUGAAACUGUGCGAGAAGCUGCGGUUGUGGUAUCGCAUACCUGGCACCCCACCACCUUUUCCAGGGGAUUUUGGCUACAAGCGGACCCACAAAACAUCUGCAGUGGCGAAAAAGAUGAUUGAAAUCAGCCGAAAUUGUUUUGUCCUGUGGAUGGGCUUCAUGUCCUACCUGAUUGUGCAAUCCCGUCGACCCGAACACGCCGUGCACCUACAAAGUCAACCCAAUCUUCCUGUACCUGCAUGGCACACGCGAAUCCUAGAGGAGCAGGAGAAACUUGCUGACGAAGAAAUGGAAAGAGCAUUGAAGGAAUGUCGUUGGCUGGUUCCUGAGCGCCAGACACCUUUGAUCACGGAGGCAUGGCUAGACGGGAUAUACAAUUCGAAUGUGUGCUCUUUCAAUGCACGAACGCCUCGCAUUGGAAUCGCAUAUGAAUGGACACAAACUCACCGAACUCAGCCACCCAUCGAAGUGUUUUUGGAGAACCAUGUCCCGGUGUACUAUCCGUGGCGGGUUGUGGAAGAGGAGUUUUUGAAAACGUCCCGUGUCAAUAGGAAGGGUCUUGAACCACCUUCCAAAAUGCUUACAGACGUCAUCGAUGAGGUUCUAGGGACCGCGGCUGCACAGAAUAUUCCCAUUGGGUGCUUGCUUAUUCGCAGAUACCACAACAUGCACGACAACACAGAUUCUCCGAGCCUGAAAUUGAUGAGCCAAAUGACAUUUGAUUCUGUUGUUUUCCGGCACAUAGUCAACCACUACAGGGACCAUUUGGAUGAGAUGAGCGCAGAAUGGGACCGAUUGGAUAUUGACGCACUGUUGAAGGAGAGGUCUGAAGAGCUGAAGACGCACGCUGUGCAAGUAGCCAAUGAAUUGCAAGUAUUUGACUUUUCUGAAGACUACGGCGGUCAUAAGCACACCCAGGUAUUUGCGGAUUGGACUCCGUACUGGCAGGACAGGCUGGCCCAGUGGAAAAGGAAACCCCCGCGCCCAAUGUCAACACCUGCUCCUCUGCUGAAAACAACAAUGUACGCGUGGACGUUUGAGAUGAAUGCUUACGUGCGUCGCAAACUUUUGAAAAGCGACCAUUCAAGUGCUCAUAGAGAUUGUCCUACCCGGCGUCGAGUGUACAAUGCUGCAAAAAAUGAAUGGGAUUUGUGCAUUUUUGAUCCUCCUAAAGAAUUGGUUUACCGCACAAGGGGAAGCGACAGUGACGAGGACAGUGACGACAUGUCGUCAGAGCCAUACCACGGGCUCUUUUCUCCAAAACAGGGCAGUGAAUCCAAACAAACAGAACCCCAGCCCACCCUUGUUUCAGAGAAAGCCCACACCACCAUCGUUGCAGAUGAAGCCCACACCACCAUCGUUGCAGAUGAAGCAAACCCCACCAUCAUUGCAGAUGAAGCAAACCCCACCAUGGUUGCAGAGGAAGCCCACACCACCCUCGUUGCAGAUAAAGCAAACCCCACCAUUGUUGCAGAGGAGGCCAGUGAACCAGAACGCCGGUGGCUGAUGCCCUCGACAGAUUUCGUGGAGACCAUUCGGUAUAGCUAUGGAUACACCGGAGUGUCAACGUGCAAAGAAUUGAGGCCACCCAACGAUUGGCAGGACAUUGUGGAAUGCUUUGGUUUUAACCAGUCGGAUCUGGGCCAAAUUAGCAUAUUGGAGCAGCAGUCGAUCCACGACUUUUACCAUGACAUUGUCAGUGAUGGGACAUGGAGUUGCGAUGUACCACUGCACCAUGUUCAACGCCCGCUUCCCAACCUGUUUGUUUUUUCGCUACGUCCGUCUGAGAGCUCGGACUGGAUGUUGGGUGUGGAAUCGGUUGAAAUUGCACUGUAUGUGUGCCGACUUGUGAGAGAUAACCCUUUGCUAGCAGUAGAUGAAAUUGCAUACAAGAUGCUCAGCAAAGGAGUUCCAUGUCGGACUCUGGUUGGACUUUCAAUGUCCACCAGAAGCAAGACGGUGGCAGAUGUAUUCCAACCCGUGUCAUACCGUCCAGCAGGAUAUCAAUUUGGCGUGGAUGACUUUAAGGAAUACCAGUACCAGUGCGAAACCUUGCUGCAACACUCGCAUGGUCGGGCAGCGGUGUUGAAGGGUGGAUUGGUGGGUCGGAUCGCGAGCGACUAUCUCGAUUUGGGUGACUGUUUGGAGGGUCCUUCGCAUGAAAUCCAGACGAAUCGACAAGGGUUUGUAGCUCCGACGGGGGUUUUAAAUUUGUUUUAUGGAGACGAUGAGCUUACGGAACGCGAGCUGGCGAUCCUCUGUGGAACAUACGGAAUGUACACAGGUAAAAUAGCAGGAGCGUAA
Molecule: messenger RNA, 2685 nt
Organism: Psilocybe cubensis
Lineage: Eukaryota; Fungi; Basidiomycota; Agaricomycetes; Agaricales; Agrocybaceae
Exons: 1
Coding region: 1-2685 (894 amino acids)
Source: RefSeq, a predicted model, not a curated record